AGCGUGGUCGGGCAUCCUUGGUCAGGGGUCCGAAUGCGCGAAAGUCAAAGUGUCUGCUUCGAUGCUCGGUACAAUUCUCAAUUCAUCAUUUACAACUUCGAAAUCCAAAUAAGGGAAAUCAACAAUAAGGAACCACCUUUGACUUCCCACCUCUUCUAGCUACAUAUAUCUCCCUUGAAAGCCAUAUCUAUCAUUUGCUUCUUCGCUCUAUAAGACUUUCCUCUUACCGUCCCGAAUAGGGACAAAAAGCUACGGCCCAAGAUGGAUUUCAAUAGUCUCAAAGACCAGGUGUCCAAUCUGACCCUUUACGACCUCAAGGCUGGUGUUCGUAAAGUCCAAAAUGCUGUUAUGAACUACACCGAAAUGGAAGCCAAGGUUCGAGAAGCUACUAAUAACGAACCAUGGGGCGCAUCAUCAACAAUCAUGCAAGAAAUCGCCAAUGGCACUUUUAACUACCAAACCCUUAAUGAAAUUAUGCCCAUGAUCUAUCGACGAUUCACCGAGAAGGCUGCCGAAGAAUGGAGACAGAUUUAUAAAGCGCUUCAGUUGCUCGAAUUCCUUAUCAAGCACGGCUCCGAGCGAGUCAUUGAUGAUGCGCGAGGCCACAUUACACUUCUAAAGAUGCUGCGACAAUUCCACUUCAUCGAUCAGAACGGUAAAGAUCAAGGUAUCAACGUACGUAAUCGCGCGAAGGAGCUUGCAGAACUUUUAGGCGACGUCGAGCGAAUCCGAUCCGAGCGGAAAAAGGCUAGAGCCAACAAGGCCAAAUAUACUGGUGUUGAAGGUGGUACCAUGGGAGGGUUCUCCGGCAGCAGCGGUCGCUAUGGUGGUUUUGGCAGCGAAUCCAGCGGCUACGGAGGUUCGUCUGCGGGAUACGGCGGGUUCUCUGGUGGUGUUUACGGAGACGGCGGUGGAUUUGGGGGUCAGUCCGACGACUGGAGGGACAGCGGCGCGAAUCGCGCGGAUAAGUUCGAGGAGUAUGAUGAAUUUGACGAAGGGACUGCACCUUCGAGUUCGUCUCGAGCAAAGCGACCUGAAAGGAGUGAGAGAAUGGGCGUUAAGAAGACCACUCCUACCGAGCCCCCGAAGAAAAAAGAACCCGAAGUCGACCUUUUCUCCUUUGACGACCCUGAACCUGCACCAGCUGCCACGACUUCUGCCCAUGCGCAUACCCCAUCCAACGGAUCCGCCGCUUUGGCUUCUCUAUCGACGUCAAACACUAAUGAUGACGAUGACUUCGACGAUUUCCAGUCAGCAACACCCGCACCCGCGAACAACAUUGGCGUUCCUCCCCCUAUGGUGACGUCGAGCGCCCAAUCUACCGCGCAGCUUGCCCAGCCGAAGCCUCUAUCGGGACCGCAGCAAGUUAAUCUUAGUGGUAUGAUGUCGUCAAUUUCACCGCCCGGAAGUUCUACUACAACACCUGCAGCAAAUUAUUCGUCUUUUAGCAUCCCUGCAGCGACCACCGGCAUAGCUGCCCAAGCGCCAAAGCCAGCAACUACUUACCAGGCGGCACAACCUAAUUACUACCAGUCUGUCCAAGUAGCCCAGCCAACUGGUUCAUCAAUUUCCGCCAUGUCAUCCGCGUCAGGGGUAUCUACGCCAUCUGGUCUAUCAGCGCUCAACAAGCCAGCGGCUCCAGCUGCGGCCAAAGCGUCCGCUGGAAGUGAUCCGUUCGCAAAUCUAUGGGGUCAGGCCGGUUCUGGCAUAAAGAAAGCAAGCACACCUGUUGCUGGUCCGAAAAUGGGCCAACUUGCCAAAGAGAAAACCAGUGCUUCCCUUUGGGGCGCUCCAGCAGCAGGUGCACCAAAGCCCGCUAACAACUCUCAACCUAGCGGUGGGAGCAGUGGCUUAGACGAUCUAUUAGGAUAAAGGACUGGUCUAACCUAUUGUAAGACCAUGGCCACGGCCGACAUGAUGUAAACCAAAGUUGAAUUGCUCUGUAUAUCGCAUUGGCAAUGCUGGCAACCUGUAAUUAAAGGUUGAUUUAGACCUAAAAAAGCCAAUGAAUGGCGAAUGUUCUUUUUUUUUCUUCUUGUCUUGGUGGAUAGCUGAAUGAAUCAACUCAGCUCGACGUAUUUGCGAAAAGGCGUCGGGGAGUCGAAAAGACUAGGAACAACGAAAUAAGAUCAAGUUGCAUAAUCAUAGCCUUCGUCUGUUGAAUCAUUCUGGGUGGCUGGACAUUUGACAUAUUGUAGGGAAAAGAAAAAUUUUCAAGCGACUAAAGGACAAUCGUCGUAUGAUAGAUAUCAUGUUGUCUCACCUGUUACAAUAUCAUAGCAUGACAUAUUUGAUACGACAUGCUACGACAUGCUAAUUGACGUUAGGGAUAUACAUACCUAAGUACACAAGUCGUGGACGUUUCAGGUCGGGAUCGAGUUGACGAUAAUAGGUCCUUUGAGCAUCACUACUCAAGGUAGACGGCUCUACUUAAUCUCCAC
Hypoxylon trugodes is the source of this 2441-nucleotide messenger RNA. Its product is annotated as ENTH-domain-containing protein. Gene Ontology annotation, molecular function: clathrin binding; phospholipid binding. Lineage: Eukaryota; Fungi; Ascomycota; Sordariomycetes; Xylariales; Hypoxylaceae. The record is from RefSeq and is a predicted model, not a curated record. Bases 262 to 1872 code for a protein of 536 amino acids. Gene Ontology annotation, cellular component: clathrin vesicle coat; endosome; plasma membrane. Gene Ontology annotation, biological process: Golgi to endosome transport; endocytosis. The transcript has 4 exons.